CCAAGAGGCGGGAUGUAGGGGUGACCAGCGGAGCAGCAGCCCUGCCCUCUGGAGCUGCCCUGUCCCCACUGUGGGGCUUGGCGAUGGCCCUAGCACAGGUCCCAGGCCAGGACUGGCGCGGAGACACCCUCAGCCCCAGGCGGGAGGGUCCGGAGUCGCAGCCCCAGCUGGGCCUUCAGGACGCGGCGUGUCUCUGUGCCAGGCGAGCAGAAGAGCUAACUCUGCCCCAGGCUGGCGGAGCAUACCCACCUUCCCUCGUGUGCUGUGAUCAUGAUUGCUGUGAACUGUCCCUGUCACUGGGGGCUCACAGGAGAGGGCAGGGCCCCUGGGACCCUCAGGGAGUGGGGCAGGGCCCCAGGAAGAGGGAGCCGCAGCAGCCUCGCCAGCCUUGCCCGGGGCCAGGGUCCGUGCCAGGUGUGGGUGGCGGUGGGAGGGGCGGUGAGUCAUCCGUCCCGUCUGCCUUAUUAAGGUCCCGCAGUCUCACCACCACCACUGCUGCCGGUCCCGGUCCCAGCCAUGGCGAACAGGACCUCACUGCCCGAGGGCCUCCGCCCAGGCACCGUGCUCAGACUGCGAGGCUUCGUCCCUGACAAGGCUGGCAGGUUCCACGUGAACCUGCUGUGCAGCGAGGAGCAGGGCGCGGACGCGGCCCUGCACUUCAACCCGCGGCUGGACGAGUCCGCCGUCGUCUUCAACAGCCUGGAGCAGGGCGCCUGGGGCCGGGAGGAGCGCGGCCCGGGCAUCCCCUUCCAGCGCGGGCAGCCCUUCGAGGUGCUGCUCAUCGCCACGGACGACGGCUUCAAGGCCGUGGUCGGGGACGCGCAGUUCCACCACUUCCGCCACCGGAUGCCGCCGGCGCGCGUGCGCCUGGUGGAGGUGGGCGGGGACGUGCAGCUGGAGUCGCUGAAGAUCUUCUGAGGGACGCGGGCGGCCCGCGCUCGUGGCAAAUAAAGUUUAAGCCUGUGGCG
Messenger RNA from Microcebus murinus (gray mouse lemur), 968 nucleotides. RefSeq names its product galectin 7 (gene LGALS7). Gene Ontology annotation, molecular function: carbohydrate binding. NCBI's taxonomy places the organism in Eukaryota, Metazoa, Chordata, Mammalia, Primates, Cheirogaleidae. The record is from RefSeq and is a predicted model, not a curated record.